Closterium sp. Yama58-4 is the source of this 3516-nucleotide messenger RNA. The record is from the annotation of a GenBank genome assembly. NCBI's taxonomy places the organism in Eukaryota, Viridiplantae, Streptophyta, Zygnematophyceae, Desmidiales, Closteriaceae.
AUGCACAAACGGUACCUUGUCUCUGGUCUUCCCAGGGUUCUCCCUCCCCUCCCACCCUCGCCUGCUCCUCCCUGUCUUCCCUGUGUCGAGGGGCGGCAGCGCGCCGCUCCUCACUCCUCCUCGUUUCCCCCGACGACUGCUCCCUUGCAGACGCUCCACAUGGACGUAGCUCGUCUCCAGCUCAGCGAGCGUUUCCGCUCGGACUUUCCUGUCCUGCGCCUGCACUCUGACAGAGGUGGUGAGUUUGCCUCCGACCUCUUGGCAGCCUACUGUGCGGAGCACGGCAUUGAGCAGUCGUUCAUGCUUCCGGCCUCUCCCCAGCAGAAUGGGGUUGCUGAGCGCCGCAUUGGCUUGGUCAUGGAGGUUGCUCGUACCCCCUUGAUUCAUGCAGCUGCCCCCCACUUUCUGUGGCCGUUUGCGGUCCGAUACGCUACGCAUCAGCUCAACCUCUGGCCCCGUGUCUCCUUACCGGAGACUUCCCCGACACUGCGGUGGACGGGAGAGGUUGGCGAUGCGUCGCAUUUUCGGGUCUGGGGAUCCCGAGCUUUUGUUCGCGAUACGUCUGCGGACAAGCUCUCCUCCCGCGCUGUUCCUUGUGUCUUCCUUGGCUUUGUCCCGGACGCGCCUGGUUGGCAGUUUUACCACGCCACCUCGCGCCGGGUUCUGCCUUCUCAGGACGUCACUUUCGACGAGUCCGUCCCCUACUACCGCCUCUUCCCCUACCGCACUGCCCCACUCCCCCCCCCGCCUCUCUUCCUCGCGCCAGGUGCUGCUGUGGUAGACCCCCUUCCCCCUCAGGGUGCCGCUCCCUCAGGUGUGUCCCAGGUAGACCCGGUUGAGCCUGUCGAGGUAGCUGUCGACUCUCGUCCUGCUAGGGGUGCUGAGUCUGAGCGUGCGGAGCCUGGGAGUGCGGAGCCUGGGGGUGCUGAGCCUGGAGGUGCUGAGCCUGGGGGUGCUGAGCCUGUGGGUGCUGAGCCUGGGGGUGCGGAGUCUGGGGGUGCUGAGUCUGGGGGUGCUGAGUCUGGAGGUGCUGAGCCUGGGAGUGUUAGACCUGGAGGAGCCCUCUCCUCCCAGCAGCUGCAGGAGAGCGGAUCCGAGAGUGGUACACGCGGCGCUGCAGUCUUCGGAGUGGCGCUCCUGGUGUCACGGACCCUAGUACUGCAGGUGCUGCUGCUGCAGGUGGUGCUGCUGGAGCCGCUUGGAGGAGCUGCUGGUGCUGAGGACCCGGACGUUGGAGCUGCUACUGGUGCUGCGGACCCUGGAGUUGGAGCUGUGGCUGGUGCUGAGGACCCGGGCGUUGGAGCUGCUGCUGGUGCUGCGGACCCUGGAGUUGGACCUGUGGCUGGUGUUGAGGACCCGGGCGUUGGAGCUGCUGCUGGUGCUGCGGACCCUGGAGUUGGACCUGUGGCUGGUGCUGUGGACCCGGACGUUGGAGCUGCUGCUGGUGCUCCGGACCCGGGAGUUGGAGCUGCUGCUGGUGCUGAGGACCCUGACGCCGGAGGUCUUACGGAGUGUCGUGAGCCUGAGUCUCGUCCUGUGUCGCCUGCGUCUCGCUCUGCGUCGCCUGUUCGUGCUGCUCGCACUGGUCGUCGUGUCCCACGUGAGCGUCCUCCUCCUGUCCCUGGCACUCACUACAUGACUCUGCGUCCCUCCACUGCUCCUCAGCGUGUCCCUCUGCCGUCUCCUCCUGCGUCCUCUCUUCCUACUCUUCCUGACCCGGAGUCUGACUCUCUUCGUGCUGCCAGUCCCACUGUCACGCGUCUCCUCGCCACUGUUGUCACUAACCCUACCUUUGAGUCCUCUGCUGCGUCUGCUCUGGUCGCUGAGUUGGUUGACUUUGCUGCCAGGUGUCGUCUGGACUACGCUGCUAGCCUUGUUGCUGAGUCUGAGUCUAUCUGUCCUCCGUCCGUCGGGUUGCCCCUGAGGGAGACCCGGAUGCACCAGACAUCCCGACUCCGCGCUCUUAUGGCGGGUCCCUACUCCUCUCAGUGGCAGACAGCCAUGGACGCAGAGAUGGCUUCCUGGAAGUCCACAGGCACCUACGUCGACGAGGUUCCCCCACCUGGGGCAAACAUCGUCAGUGGCAUGUGGAUUUUCAGGGUGAAGCGGCCGCCGGGUUCUCCUCCUGUCUUCAAGGCGCGCUACGUUGCUCGAGGCUUCAGUCAGCGAGAGGGAGUAGACUUCUUCCAGACCUUCUCCCCCACCCCGAAGAUGACCACUCUUCGGGUGCUGCUGCACAUAGCCGCUCAGCGCGACUACGAGCUUCACUCACUUGACUUCAACACUGCUUUCUUGCAGGGCAGCCUGCACGAGGAGAUCUGGCUGCGCCGCCCUCCUGGCUUCACUGGGUCGUUCCCUCCUGGUACCCAGUGGAGGCUCCAGCGGCCGGUCUACGGUCUCCGCCAGGCGCCACGUGAGUGGCACGACACACUGAGGGCGACACUUGCGGCUCUUGGGUUUGCUCCUUCUACUGCUGACCCGUCGCUGUUUCUACGCACCGACACCUCGCUGCCGCCGUUCUACAUCCUCGUGUACGUCGACGACUUGGUCUUUGCCACUGCUGACACUGCGGCACUCGCCCACGUGAAGUCGGAGCUGCAGAAGAGACACACGUGCACAGACCUGGGUGAACUGACAAGCUAUCUUGGCUUGCGGAUCACCCGGGACAGAGCACGGCGCACCAUCACCUUGACUCAGUCACACAUGGUGCAGCAGGUCCUUCAGCGCUUCCGCUUCACGUACUCCUCGCCUCAGUCCACUCCUCUGCCUACCGGUCACUCGCUCUCAGCUCUGCCUUCGAAUGAGUCCGUAGAGCCGAGUGGCCCGUAUCCAGAGCUUGUGGGCUGCCUCAUGUACCUGAUGACCUGCACUCAACCUGACCUUGCAUACCCUCUUAGCAUCCUUGCACGCUAUGUCGCUCCCGGCCGUCACCGGAAGGAGCACAUGGAUGCAGCUAAGAGGGUGUUGCGCUACUUGUGCAGUACGUCAGGCAUGGGGCUAGUGCUUGGAGGGCGAGACCGAGUUGUACUCACUGGGCACUCAGACGCCUCUUGGGCGGACGACCAGGCUACUCAGCGGUCGUCUCAGGGUUACACCUUCAGUCUUGGCUCUGGCUCAAUUUCUUGGCGUUCUACACGCUCUUCUUCAGUUCUCAGCUCCAGUUGUGAGGCUGAGAUCUACGCUACAGCCAUGGCUGCCCAGGAGCUACACUGGCUGACCUACCUGCUGACCGACUUGGGAGAGCGGCCUCGUUCUCCUCCAGUGCUGUACGUCGACAACAAGGCUGCCAUUGCCUUGUGUGAGGAGCACAGACUGGAGCACAGAACGAAGCACAUCGCUCUGCGCUACUUCCUUGCUCGAGAGCUACAGCAGCGCGGUCAGCUUUGUCUGCGUUACGUGGCCACUGAGGCCAACACUGCUGAUGUGUUCACCAAGGCGCUUCAGCCUUGUGACCAUCAGCGCUUCUGUACUCUUCUAGGCCUUGUGCCUGCUGGACCUCACUUGCUUACUUCUUGA